This is a messenger RNA of Diversispora eburnea, 2073 nucleotides long. The record is from the annotation of a GenBank genome assembly. Lineage: Eukaryota; Fungi; Glomeromycota; Glomeromycetes; Diversisporales; Diversisporaceae.
AUGACCGAAAUCAAAGAUAAUUAUUCGAAUAGUAAUGGAAAAAAUAAAGAAUUAGACCUUGAGAAUGGACAUCAAAUACAGAAGACCUUUGGAUCAGUGGGGAAUCUUAUAUUAGCUUUUAAAACUAUCGGUACAAUUUAUGGUGACAUUGGAACUUCGCCUUUGUAUGUAUUUACCAGCAUUUUUUCCGACCCCCCAACUGAUCCUAGAGACGUUUAUGGCACAUUAUCUUUAAUUAUAUGGUCUUUGAUGAUCGUGCCAUUUUUCAAGUAUGUUUUUAUUAUCUUGAGAGCCGAUGACAAUGGAGAAGGUGGUACAUUUGCUUUGUAUUCAUUAUUAAGCAGACACUCCGGGUUACCUAUUCGAAAAGGAAACAGCGAUGAUUUGAUAAUCGCGAAUCGUGAUCGUGAUUCUGUAUCUAGCCAUAGCGUUAAAGAACCAAAUAUUAUCAAAAGAAAUAAGCUCAUACAAAAAAUUUUACUCGUUUUUGUCUUGUUUGGAACUUCUUUGGUAUUGAGUGAUGGAUUGCUCACUCCCGCCAUAUCUGUAUUGUCUGCUGUCGAGGGUAUUGUGAUUCCCGCACCAAGUCUAAAAAGUUCUAUUGUUCCUAUUAGUUGUCUUUGGUUUAUAUCUCUUGCCUCUAUCGGAAUUUGGAAUAUAUCUCAUAACCCAUCUAUUUUAAAAGCCUUUAACCCAUAUUAUGCCUUUGAAUACUUUAUACGGAAUGGCUCUUCGAGUUAUCAUGUCCUUGGUGGUGUUCUCUUGGCCAUCACGGGAGUAGAAGCUUUGUUUGCUGAUUUAGGCCAUUUUAAUCGGAUUUCUAUUCAAAUCUCUUUCACACUUUUCGCUUUUCCAUCUCUAACCCUUGCAUACUUGGGUCAAGGUGCUCGUCUUGUAUUAGAUCCUUCAGUGAGUGCAAAUACAUUUUGGUUAACUUUACCGAGUACCGAUGGUCCUAUUUAUUGGAUCGUAUUUAUUUUGGCCACACUUGCUACCAUAAUUGCUUCUCAAGCUAUGAUUUUGGCUACUUUUUCACUGGUUCGUCAAGCCAUGCAACUGGAUUGUUUACCACUUUUAGAGGUCAAUUACAUUUUAUUGGGUUCUAUCUUGAUCAUUAUUAUAGCAUUCCAACACAGUGCCAAUCUUACUGUAGCCUACGGUGUGGCUGUCGCAAGUGUCAUGCUUAUCUCAACGAUACUCUAUGCUAUUGUAAUUUGCGUCGUCUUUAAUCUUCCAGUUAUCGUUGCUAUAGUCUUCCUUUUGAUAUUUGGUUUUAUCGAUGGUGCAUUUUUGGGUUCAACACUAUUAAAGGUCAAAUCAGGAGGCUGGUUUACCUUAUUUAUUGCUAUUUUUUUGUUGUUUGUAAUGCUGAUAUGGCGAUGGGGCACUACUCUCAAACUGAAAUAUGAACUUAGAAACAAGACAAGACUCGAUGAUAUAUUUGCCAGUAACUGUCCAGAACAAGAAGCACAAGAAUCCGAUAGCGAAGAUAGUGAUGAAAUUUUACCAACAAUUGGACAAAAAUCUAAAAACAUUCAACUUCGACUUUUAGGCACAGGUUUCCCCGUCAAUCGUCUUCCUGGGAUAGGUUUGUUUUAUAAAGAAGCUGGAAUGGGAGUCCCUUUGAGCUUUUGUCAUUUUAUUCGUCAUUUCCCAGCUGUUCCGGAGAUUCUUAUAUUUAUUACAAUUCGUCCAAUUCCUGUUCCUUUGGUGGGUGAAGAAGAUCGAUUAGUUGUAAAAAAAGUUGGUCAUUAUGAAAAGGUCUACCAGGUAAUUGGAAGAUAUGGUUAUACGGAAAAUAUUUAUCAAGGAGAAGAAUUUAUGAAGAAAUUGAUUACUGCAAUAUGUGAAAUUGAUCCUAAAGCGGAAACCAUAUUAGAAAAUCUCGAAAAUGAAGUUGUCACAUAUAUAAUUGGGCAUCAAAAGCUUGUAGCGAAAUCAAAUUCUCGUUGGUGGAAACGAGCUUUUUUAGAAACAUAUUCAUUUCUUGUAAAAAAUUCGAGACAAAUUUAUGCAAACUGGGAAAUCCCAGCUGAUGACAUUAUUGAAGUUGGCAUAAAAAUUGCUGUUUAA